CUUGCUCCAAUCUGGGGCUGCUGGGAACUGGUGUUGUGGGAACAGCACUAGAGAACCCUUCAAGGUUAUCUGUGCGCAAAUACAGGUUCUGGAUUUAAACCCAGAGGACAGACACACACACACCCAGUAAAAGGUGUAUUUGAGAGACCAGUUUUGUUUUGACGGGAACUAAAGCAACAUCUGCCUCGUUGUCUGUCCAGACAAAACAGAGGUUGGCUUGCAGCGUUGAGUGCUGUGGUUGUAUAAAGGACUACAAUGCAUCGUUUAAGGACUUGUGCUACAAGGCUGCGGCCAAUCACAUCCUCUCAGACUGCUCAGAGCUUAUCAAAGCAGAGGCCAGCAGCUCUCAACAGGACACUACAGUCAAUCAGGCGCUACACUGCACCUGGGGCUGCUGAACCAUUUCUGAAUGGAACAAGUUCAAACUAUGUGGAGGAAAUGUACUAUGCAUGGCUUGAGAAUCCCAAGAGUGUUCAUAAGUCUUGGGAUAUUUUUUUCAGGAAUGCUAAUGCAGGGGCUCCUCCUGGCACAGCUUACCAAAGUCCCCCCCCACUGGGCACCAGCCUGGCAAGCCUCACACAGGCCCAGUCUCUCGUUGGGGCACAACCAAAUGUGGAAAAACUGGUGGAGGAUCACUUGGCAGUGCAGUCUCUCAUCCGCGCAUACCAGAUUCGAGGGCAUCAUGUUGCUCAGCUGGAUCCCUUGGGAAUAAUGGACGCCGAUCUGGACUCUAGCGUUCCAUCUGACAUUAUCACAUCUUCUGACAAACUGGACAUGAGAAUUGUCAAGGAGCGACUCAGUGUUCUAACUGUUGGAGAAUCUGAUUGUGUCUCCUAUGUUAGGGACUGUGUGGAACAGGGCUUUUAUGGUCUAGAUGAAUCCGACUUAGAUAAAGUGUUCCGCCUACCGACCACAACCUUUAUUGGUGGGGAUGAGAGUGCAUUGCCCCUCCGAGAGAUCAUCAGACGGUUGGAGGAGUCUUACUGCCAGCACAUUGGUGUUGAAUUCAUGUUCAUCAAUGACCUGGACCAGUGUCAGUGGAUUCGACAGAAGUUUGAGAAACCUGGUAUCAUGCACUUCACCAUAGAAGAGAAGAGAACCCUCCUGGCUCGAACGAUUCGAUCCACCCGGUUUGAGGAGUUCUUGCAAAGGAAAUGGUCAUCUGAGAAGCGUUUUGGCCUGGAGGGCUGUGAAUCACUCAUCCCGGCACUCAAAACCAUAAUUGAUAAGUCCAGUGAGAAAGGAGUGGAGAAUGUCAUUAUGGGAAUGCCUCACAGGGGUCGCCUGAAUGUCCUGGCCAAUGUCAUUCGCAAAGAGUUAGAGCAGAUCUUCUGCCAGUUUGACUCUAAGUUGGAGGCUGCAGAUGAGGGCUCUGGUGAUGUGAAGUAUCACCUUGGUAUGUACCACAGAAGAAUAAAUCGUGUGACUGACCGAAACAUCACACUGUCUUUGGUUGCUAACCCAUCUCAUCUGGAAGCCGUCAAUCCAGUGGUUCAGGGCAAGACUAAGGCUGAGCAGUUCUACUGUGGAGACACAGACGGCAACAGGGUCAUGUCAAUCCUGUUGCACGGGGAUGCAGCCUUUGCUGGUCAGGGUAUUGUUUAUGAGACGUUCCACUUGAGUGACCUGCCGUCAUACUCUACACAUGGCACUGUGCAUGUUGUUGCUAACAACCAGAUUGGCUUCACCACCGACCCUCGAAUGGCGCGCUCCUCUCCCUAUCCCACUGAUGUUGCACGCGUAGUCAAUGCACCCAUCUUUCAUGUGAACGCAGAUGACCCUGAGGCUGUGAUGUAUGUGUGUAAUGUUGCUGCAGAAUGGAGGGCCACCUUUCAUAAGGAUGUAGUGGUGGAUUUGGUGUGUUACAGGAGGAACGGCCAUAAUGAAAUGGAUGAGCCCAUGUUCACUCAGCCACUCAUGUAUAAGCAGAUCAAGAAGCAGAAGGGUGUAAUGCAGAAAUAUGCUGAAAAGCUCAUUGCUGAGGGCUCAGUAACCAGACAGGAAUAUGAGGAGGAGAUUGCUAAGUAUGAUAAGGUUUGUGAGGAAGCACAUGCACGCUCAAAAGAUGAGAAAAUCCUCCACAUUAAGCACUGGCUUGACUCCCCCUGGCCUGGUUUCUUCACUCUGGACGGCCAGCCCAAGAGCAUGAGCUGUCCCUCUACUGGUCUGAGCGAGGAAGAGCUGACCCAUAUCGGACAGGUGGCAUCAUCUGUACCUGUAGAAGACUUCACUAUUCAUGGAGGGCUAAGUCGUAUCUUGAAGGGUAGAGGUGAGAUGAUUCGUAACCGCACAGUUGACUGGGCUCUGGGAGAGUAUAUGGCUUUUGGCUCUCUGCUGAAAGAGGGCAUUCAUGUGAGGCUCAGUGGCCAAGAUGUGGAGAGAGGCACCUUCAGCCACCGUCACCAUGUUCUUCACGACCAAAACGUGGACAAGAGAAUCUGCAUCCCCAUGAAUCACGUAGACGCCAACCAAGCACCAUACACCGUCUGCAACAGUUCUCUGUCUGAGUAUGGAGUGUUAGGCUUUGAGCUUGGCUUUGCUAUGGCAAGUCCAAAUGCCCUGGUCUUGUGGGAGGCCCAGUUCGGUGACUUCCACAACACUGCACAAUGCAUCAUUGAUCAGUUUAUCUGUCCUGGGCAGGCCAAAUGGGUUCGUCAGAAUGGCAUUGUAUUGCUGCUGCCACAUGGUAUGGAGGGCAUGGGACCGGAACAUUCUUCAGCCCGCCCUGAACGUUUCCUUCAAAUGUGUAAUGAUGACCCUGAUGUUUUUCCGGAAAUCACUGAGGACUUUGCUGUGCACCAGCUGUAUGACUGCAACUGGAUUGUGGUGAACUGCUCAAAUCCAGGAAAUUAUUUCCAUGUUCUGAGGAGACAGAUCUUGCAGCCAUUUAGAAAGCCUCUCAUUGUAUUCACUCCAAAGUCUCUUCUGCGCCAUCCUGAAGCCAAGUCCAACUUUGAUGAGAUGCUUUCAGGUACUCAUUUCCAACGACUGAUCCCAGAGGCUGGGCCUGCAGCACAAAACCCAGCAGAUGUAAAGCGUAUAAUCUUCUGCACAGGCAAGAUUUACUAUGAGCUGAACCGUGAACGCAAGGCAAAAGGCAUGGAAAACACUGCUGCCAUUGUUCGCAUCGAGCAGCUCUCUCCAUUCCCCUUUGACUUGGUGAAGAGUGAGACAGAGAAGUACCCAAAUGCUGACCUUGUGUGGUGCCAGGAGGAGCACAAGAACCAGGGCUACUACGACUAUGUGAAACCCCGCAUGCGCACCACCAUAGAGCGCAUCAAACCUGUCUGGUAUGCUGGACGUGGACCAGCUGCAGCACCAGCCACUGGAAAUAAGAAAGCCCACCUGCUAGAGUUGACUCGCCUCCUGAAUACUGCCUUUGACUUGGACGCCUUCAAAGAACAUGAGUAACAAACUGCAAAUUGUCACAACCCUGCAGAUUACUGUGUCCGUAUUUAACCUCAAAACAGUGUAGACCCUAUCUCUGAUAAGUCAGGCGUUCCUCACAUGCCCUGUCUCUUUUUUGUGUGGUCAUUCAGUCUCUUUUCAUAUCCACCCAGUUCCCUUAAAAAUGAACCCGAACAAUCAUGACUCAGAACCCCAAGCUCAAAAUGUUUGUUGAGUUGAUGUCUGCAUCCCCUUUUAUGGAUGAAGUAAUGUUGAAUCUACUGUGCUACGCCGUUAUUACGUCCUCAGGAGUAAUUGUAUUGAUGACGAGGUUUAUAUUUUACCCCAGGUUUGAACAUGAUUUUACUUCUCUAAAAUCCACAAACUAAUGCCCUUAUGUUCUGUACUUUCAAUCUCUCUCUGGCUGCCAGUUCUACAUCACCACUUUGUGGCAACACAAGGCUUUAAAUUAUUUUGUGCUGUGAUGUAUUUCCUUUCUUUCCUUUUGAUUGUAUUAGCUUCAAUAUGAGUGUACCAGUAACUGUUUAAGAACACAGAGUAAGGGAAGUAUGAUCAAUUUCCAGAGAUGUAUUGAUUCAGAAUGGAGCAGUGCAUCAGCAUCUAAAAGAGGUAAACCUUUACUUAUCACACAGGGAGUUAGUUUGUAAUUUGGAAUAAGGGUAAUGGGCAUAUGGGUGGGCACAUAUUCCUGGGGUCAUAAUUAUAGAUUUGCCAUAAGAAUUAUGUGUAUGCUAAAUGUAGGGGUUCUAUAUUGCGUUUGUGGCCUUGAUCUCUGUUUUCUGCUAUAGAAGAUAAACUCGGAUCACUAUUGAUGGGCAUACUGAAAAGCAUGUGCUCAACGCAUGUGCACUUACAGCAGUAUGAUGGAAUUGCAAUUUUGUAAGGUGCACCUGAUCUUGGUUAGUUUUAUGCUCACUUCACUCCACUCCGGUGCCAAACGUUUGAAGGGGUAUGAAUUAUAAUUCAAGAUUCUACAGAGGAAAUCAUGUCAUUUUAGCUCGACACUUAACUAGAGAAAAUUCUGUGGAGAGAGUAGAUGAUUUAUUUAUUUUCGUAAGGAAUAUUUUAAUUCUUUCCAUGUUAUGUUGCUUUAUUGAAUAAAGACAUUAUCUUCUCACCCUC
Messenger RNA from Sardina pilchardus (European sardine), 4530 nucleotides. RefSeq names its product 2-oxoglutarate dehydrogenase complex component E1. Gene Ontology annotation, biological process: tricarboxylic acid cycle. Gene Ontology annotation, molecular function: thiamine pyrophosphate binding; oxoglutarate dehydrogenase (succinyl-transferring) activity. The transcript has 25 exons. The record is from RefSeq and is a predicted model, not a curated record. Lineage: Eukaryota; Metazoa; Chordata; Actinopteri; Clupeiformes; Clupeidae. Bases 256 to 3411 code for a protein of 1051 amino acids. Gene Ontology annotation, cellular component: mitochondrion; oxoglutarate dehydrogenase complex.